Symphalangus syndactylus (siamang) is the source of this 1584-nucleotide messenger RNA. It is a transcript of the gene ALDOA, whose product is annotated as aldolase, fructose-bisphosphate A. Gene Ontology annotation, molecular function: fructose-bisphosphate aldolase activity. Lineage: Eukaryota; Metazoa; Chordata; Mammalia; Primates; Hylobatidae. The record is from RefSeq and is a predicted model, not a curated record. Gene Ontology annotation, biological process: glycolytic process.
CCGCCUUUCUCCUGCCCGCCCCCUGCGCCGCCCCUUCCGAGGCUAAAUCGGCCGCGUUCCUCUCGGAACGCGCCGCAGAAGGGGUCCUGGUGACGAGUGCCGCGUUCGCUCCCUGAGUCCACUCGACAGCUCGCCGCCCUCUGCCGCCGCACCCUGCACACCCGCCCCUCUUCUGUGCCAGGAACUUGCUACUACCAGCACCAUGCCCUACCAAUAUCCAGCACUGACCCCGGAGCAGAAGAAGGAGCUGUCUGACAUCGCUCACCGCAUUGUGGCACCCGGCAAAGGCAUCCUGGCUGCAGAUGAGUCCACUGGGAGCAUUGCCAAGCGGCUGCAGUCCAUUGGCACCGAGAACACUGAGGAGAACCGGCGCUUCUACCGCCAGCUGCUGCUGACAGCUGACGACCGUGUGAACCCCUGCAUCGGGGGUGUCAUCCUCUUCCAUGAGACACUCUACCAGAAGGCGGAUGAUGGGCGUCCCUUCCCCCAAGUUAUCAAAUCCAAGGGUGGUGUUGUGGGCAUCAAGGUAGACAAGGGCGUGGUCCCUCUGGCAGGGACAAAUGGCGAGACUACCACCCAAGGGUUGGAUGGGCUGUCUGAGCGCUGUGCCCAGUACAAGAAGGAUGGAGCUGACUUCGCCAAGUGGCGUUGUGUGCUGAAGAUUGGGGAACACACCCCCUCAGCCCUUGCCAUCAUGGAAAAUGCCAAUGUCCUGGCCCGUUAUGCCAGCAUCUGCCAGCAGAAUGGCAUUGUGCCCAUUGUGGAGCCUGAGAUCCUCCCUGAUGGGGACCAUGACUUGAAGCGCUGCCAGUAUGUGACCGAGAAAGUGCUGGCUGCUGUCUACAAGGCUCUGAGUGACCACCACAUCUACCUGGAAGGCACCUUGCUGAAGCCCAACAUGGUCACCCCAGGCCACGCUUGCACCCAGAAGUUUUCUCACGAGGAGAUUGCCAUGGCGACCGUCACAGCACUGCGCCGCACAGUGCCCCCUGCUGUCACUGGGAUCACCUUCCUGUCUGGAGGCCAGAGUGAGGAGGAGGCAUCCAUCAACCUCAAUGCCAUUAACAAGUGCCCCCUGCUGAAGCCCUGGGCCCUGACCUUCUCCUACGGCCGGGCCCUGCAGGCCUCUGCCCUGAAGGCCUGGGGCGGAAAGAAGGAGAACCUGAAGGCUGCGCAGGAGGAGUACGUCAAGCGAGCCCUGGUAAGGAUGGGCAGGAGGUGGGCAGGGUGCCUGGGUGGACGGGACUCGGAGAAGAGCCCUUCUCACUCCACCUCUCCCCGCUUAGGCCAACAGCCUCGCCUGUCAAGGAAAGUACACUCCGAGCGGUCAGGCUGGGGCUGCUGCCAGCGAGUCCCUCUUCGUCUCUAACCACGCCUAUUAAGGGGAGGUGUUCCCAGGCUGCCCCCAACACUCCAGGCCCCGCCCCCUCCCACUCUUGAAGAGGGGGCCUCCUCCUCGGGGCUCCAGGCUGGCUUGCCCGCGCUCUUGCCUCCCUCGUGACAGUGGUGUGUGGUGUCAUCUGUGAAUGCUAAGUCCAUCACCCUUUCCAGCACACUGCCAAAUAAACAGCUAUUUAAGGGGGA